UUAAUUUGGCUCGGUUUAACUCUUUCAGCUCGACUCGGAAGGGGAGCUUAAGCCGGCCCAAAAAACCAUCGAAACAGAAGCACAAAAACCCGCAGCUUUUCUUUUUCUGUUUUGUUCAACAGACAAAAACCCUACAGCAAAGAGACACCAAAAAGAAAGAGAGACACAUUUCCAAAAGAGGUCGAAAUGUCGAGUUGGUGGCGUAUCGCCGCCGGCGACGGCCUAAGGAGGGCGGCGAGGGUGAUGAGGUCGUACCACACGAUUCAGGCCAUCCCGAGAGAGUUGAAGGGAAACAGAGUCUCGGCAAGGGACAGAGCCCAAGGCCGAAUCCCAGCUGUCGUCUUCACCCAAAGCUACCUCCAAUCAAACCCUAGCUCCUCCUCCUCCUCCAGGCUGGUAUCCAGAAAACACCUCCUGACCACCGAGAAGAAGCAGAUUCAGGCCAUCCUAGACUCCGUCCAGCUCCCCUUCUUCUGCUCCACCACCUUCCCCCUCCAAAUCCGCGCCGGGUCCGGAUCCUCCUCCCUCCUCGAAUCGGGCAAUGUCCUCCCAAUUAAGAUCCACAGGGAGCAAGAGACUGGAAAAAUCUUGAACUUGGUUUUUGUUUGGGCUGACGAGGGAACAGAGUUGAAGGUCGAUGUGCCAGUUGUUUUCAAUGGAGAAGAGGCUUGUCCUGGCCUCCAGAAAGCUCUACAGUUGGAUUAUGGAUUUGAUCAUCUGAUUCAGCCAAGCACGCUUACCUUUAGGGGCGUUCUUGAUGAUUUAAGUUUUUCCUUUUUUAGGUUACUGUUGUAGAAACAUUCAUUGAAUUCUAGAUCAAUCCAACAACUGUAGGCACAUGAUUUCGUCUCAAUUUUUGAUAAAAGAGAUAGGCAGUCCGUUUGUAAAAUUGAACUUGAUGAAAAAAUGUGAAUAAUGAUAUUAGAUGAUCUUUUUUCCUGAAUAAAGUCUCAGUUUAUGAAAGUGGACCUUCGUGUGUGAAGAUUUCGCUGGACUGUAUGGGGUCCUAUCAUAUCGCUAACGGCGAAAAACUGAUCUCUGCAUGUAUUGCAAGUUACUGGGUUUUUCUGCGGAAAAUACACAAGUCCAAUUGGAGCCUAGUUUUCCCCCAAAGGGUGAUUAAGAUGUUGUCAAAUGUACGUCAAUACAUCCAAAUGUUUGCUGAGAGCGUUGCUUAUCAGGAAUCCAGAAAGAACACUACGUAGUACGUAUUGUUAAUAACAAAAA
This is a messenger RNA of Rhododendron vialii, 1227 nucleotides long. RefSeq lists its product as uncharacterized. The record is from RefSeq and is a predicted model, not a curated record. Gene Ontology annotation, cellular component: cytosolic large ribosomal subunit. The transcript has 3 exons. Gene Ontology annotation, molecular function: 5S rRNA binding. Gene Ontology annotation, biological process: translation. Bases 187 to 795 code for a protein of 202 amino acids. NCBI's taxonomy places the organism in Eukaryota, Viridiplantae, Streptophyta, Magnoliopsida, Ericales, Ericaceae.